AUGGCGGGUUCUUGCGCCGCGCCGCCCGUUGCCGGUCUUCCCUCGUUGAGGACGCCGCCGCCAAGUCUGAGCGCCGCGCCGCCCGUUGCCGGUCUUCCCUCGUUGAGGACGCCGCCGCCAACUCACCUCAGACUUGGCGGCUUCUUGCCCUGUUCCUCGGCCGCGCGGAGUCGCGGCGGCGCCGUGCUGGGAUGCGCUCUGGGGGCCAAGAAGCACACGCCGGGUGUUCUGAACCGGUUGCUCUGCGGAUACAUGCGAAGAGAUGGGCAUGAAGGUGAUGCAAGCAGUCAAGGAAGGGAUGAUGCUGUUAUGUUUGGGCCAGAUGAUGAUGGUGUAAAGAUUCCUACUCAGGUAGAGACUCUUGUAAAGGGCACUGCAACGGUUGCUGAACCAGAAUACAAGGCGAUCCCAGAUCUAGAUUACCUACAGGAGCUGCUGGCUAUUCAGCAGCAAGGACCUCGUGCCAUAGGUUUCUUUGGAACCCGCAACAUGGGAUUUAUGCAUCAACAGCUUAUUGAGAUCCUGAGCUAUGCUAUGGUCAUAACAAAAAAUCAUAUAUUCACAUCUGGGGCUUCUGGAACAAAUGCCGCUGUUAUCAGGGGUGCUUUAAGAGCUGAAAAGCCAGAGUUGCUUACUGUAAUUUUACCUCAAAGUCUAAAGAAGCAGCCUCCUGAAAGCCAAGAACUGUUGUCUAAAGUACAAAACUUGAUCGAGAAACCGCAGUAUGAUCAUUUGCCACUAAUUGAGGCUAGCAGGUUAUGCAAUAUGGACAUCAUCUCUAAGGUCCAACAGGUGAUCUGCUUCGCGUUCCAUGACAGCAAGCUGCUGAUGGAAACAUGCCAGGAGGCCAAGAACCUUCGGAAGAUCGUGACACUCUUCUACUUGGAUUAG
Molecule: messenger RNA, 891 nt
Organism: Miscanthus lutarioriparius
Lineage: Eukaryota; Viridiplantae; Streptophyta; Magnoliopsida; Poales; Poaceae
Source: the annotation of a GenBank genome assembly